This is a messenger RNA of Saccoglossus kowalevskii, 1846 nucleotides long. RefSeq names its product putative nuclear hormone receptor HR3. Gene Ontology annotation, biological process: cell differentiation; negative regulation of transcription by RNA polymerase II; positive regulation of transcription by RNA polymerase II. The record is from RefSeq and is a predicted model, not a curated record. NCBI's taxonomy places the organism in Eukaryota, Metazoa, Hemichordata, Enteropneusta, Harrimaniidae. Gene Ontology annotation, molecular function: nuclear receptor activity; zinc ion binding; RNA polymerase II cis-regulatory region sequence-specific DNA binding.
AUGCCUGAACAUUGCCCUAAAACCACAGCGGGUGAAGCAAGGAGGUUACUUUUUCUUGUGUUUGAAUCACCAGGAACACCUGAAGCUGAUAAACUACCAGAUUUGAAGAAACUUCCCAAGGAGCCAUGUGCUGUAUGUGGAGCACCCUCAUCAGGAUUUCACUUUGGUGCAACAACAUGUGAGGGAUGCAAGGGUUUUUUCAGAAGGAGUGUAGAGGAACGUAAUUGUGGUGACUACAAAUGUAAGAAGUCUAAGUCCUGUAUUAUUACUAAAGAUACCAGAAGUUCUUGCCAAUAUUGUCGCUUUCAGAAGUGUUUACAGGUGAAAAUGGAUAAAACAAAAAUCCGAAUGGGGAGGCAACCAAAUCAUGUGAAGCAUAUGAUCCUGUCAAAAAAGCAAACUGAAGAUGGUCCUACAUCACCAAGCAACAGCCUUGGAUCUCCCCAAUCUAACUAUUCACCAAGUUUUUCAGAAACUAUAUCAUCGGUAUCAUCACCACCUUGUACCUUGGAUCAUGACAGCACAUCAAGUCCACCUGGUGCAGAUUCCGCAUUUUGCCCUAUUUUCCAGCAAAAUGUUACUCAGGAGUUAUACUUGGUGAAAGCAGAGAACUCUUCCUGGACUCAAAGCCCCUCUAGUCCCAAUGAUUUUCUGUAUGACAGUCAUUGUCAUCAUCAGCAUCAAUACUCUAACUCCUCGCCAUCACCAGUAUCUCCACUAGAUAAAGAUUCUGCACUCUCUUAUUCUGAUACACUUCUACAAAUUGAAGACCUAGCACUCGUUGAAAGCACUCCAUAUAUCGAACAAAAUUCACCCAUGUUGGCGAAUCACAUGGCUGGUUUUAUUGAAGAAAUUGUAGAUGCCUACAAGGAACUACAUACAAUGUAUAAUGGGAAACCCAGACUUAAAAAACACAUUGAUGUUGUGAAUGUUUCAAACUUGUGGGAUAAACUGAUGACAUCAUUCCAGAAUAAUGUACAUUCAUUAUUGGCUUUUACAAAGAGGAUACCAGGCUUUCGUUCUCUGCAUGUUGACGAUCAGAUCAUCUUAAUCCAAUGUUCCAUAUGUCAAGUGUCUUUGACCGUAUUAGCAGAAGACUUAAUGAAUACUGGUCGUGUAUACAGUUGGUCCUUGGAAACAAAAGAAGAACUACAAUUGUUAAAGGAGAAAUUUGAUCCCUUCAACAUAUUUCCGAGUCGUAUUGCCCUAACUGCCGAAGAGUUCAAAGCAGUAGAUCUGGAUCCGACUGAAAUCUCGUUGCUUACUGCAUUACAUGUAGUGUGUAAAGACAGGUCAAAAUUGAAAGAUCCAGAAAGUGUAUACAAGAUACAAAAUCAAUUAAACGAAGCAUUGGCCAUCUAUGUUGCAAUUCGCGACAUUGGUACGAACAACAAUCGAUAUAAAUCUGUUGUAAGCUUAUUGAGAAAACUGAAGAAUAUGGAAGAAAAACAUCACAGCUGUGUUAUGGUAUGGAGGAAGACAAUGCCACAUCUGCAGUUUCCCGCCCUCUGGACUGAAGUGCAUGAAAUGGUACUGCACAACGCUGAAGACCUGCAACCAGGACAAACAGAAUUUCAACAUUUUAAUAAAAAAUGAAUGAAUUAUGGUGUUUCAUUCGUUAGGAUUAAAUGAUUAGAUUCAACGAACCAACAAUUCUAAUUUUUAAACAGCACUCGAUUUAAUGAAUGAUAGAGAGUCCUGCUUCCUUCCUUCUUUUUGUCUUCGUAGAUUCAGAGGUUAUCACUUUACUCUAUUUUACAAUGAAUGUGUCAGGAUGGUUUGUAUACUGCCCUCUGUGGCAGGUAUGAAUUGUUCUACUAAUAUGGAAGCACAAAGGGUGUAUGCU